UACUGAUAUCCUUUCUUCCAUUUUCCAGGUAAAAAAUGAUUACCCUGGAGCACAUCGGAUACUUUAUCUUAUUCUUGAUAUUCAUUUACUGGUACACAACCGCAACAUUCAAAUUCUGGUCUAGCCGCGGCGUAGCUGGACCCAAACCUACAGCCUUCAUCGGAAACUUCCACGACGUGUUGUUCAGCAAGAUAUCCCUCGGAGAAUGGUUAGCCAAGUACUACCACGAAUACCCAAAUGAGCCUAUGGUAGGUGUCUUUGUCCGACGAACGCCACUGCUGAUUCUUCGGGACUUGGACCUGAUAAAGGACGUGUUCAUCCGUGACUUUUCAAAGUUCCACGACCGAGGUUUGAAGACCUUCGAAGACGCGGACCCACUGUCCCAAAACUUGAUAAAACUGGAGCACGCGAGGUGGCGCCCACUCAGGAACAAGCUGUCUCCUGCUUUUACCUCAGGAAAGCUCAAAGAAAUGUUCUACUUGUUAGCAGAGUGCGGAAACUACUUCCAAGAUUACCUUGAGCGGACAGUUGCCAAAGAUGAGCCAAUAGAAGUUCGUGACCUGACGGCUCGCUUUACCACAGACGUAAUUGGAACCUGUGUGUUCGGUGUGCAAAUGAACGCGAUGAGCGACGAAAACAGUGAGUUCCGUCGGAUGGGCAAAUAUGUGUUCAAAGUGAAUUCGUUCAAAUUGUUCCGGUUCCGCGUUCGCGAGCUUUUCCCCGCGAUUUACAAGAUUAUAGGGCCUGCUAUGAAGGACAAAAUGAUCGUCGACUUCUUCAUGAACACGAUGAAGGACGCAAUUGCGUACAGGAGGAAGUACAACGUGGUUAAGCAUGACUUCAUCGAUCAGGUGAUGGAACUCCAGGACAAUCCGGAUAAGAUUGAAAUCAAGCUGACUGAUGAAUUGCUGACGUCUCAACUCUUUGUUUUCUUCUUGGCGGGAUUCGAAACCUCGUCGACGACGAUGAGCAAUGCGCUCUAUGAACUGGCCUUGCACCAAGACGUCCAGGACAAAUUGAGGGCAGAAAUUUUGGACACUCUCAAGGCUUGCAAUGGACAUCUUACUUAUGAUGUUAUCAAAUCGAUGAAGUACAUGGAAAUGGUGUUUAGAGAAUCUUUAAGACUUUAUCCACCAGCAACGUUGCUCGUCAGACGCGCCAAUUGCAAAUAUACAUUCUCUGGCACAAAUAUCACGAUACCAACAGAUAUGAAGAUCAUGGUCCCGGUUCUAGCGAUUCAUCGCGAUCCGCAUAUCUAUCCGAACCCAGAAAUUUUUCAACCUGAAAGAUGGACCCCGGAGGGUAAGGCGUCAAGACAUCCGAUGACUUGGCUACCUUUUGGCGCUGGUCCUAGAAGUUGUAUUGGGGCAAGAUUUUCAAACCAUCAAUCAAAAGUCGGGUUGAUAAAAAUCCUCGAAAAAUAUAGUGUUCAUCCAUGUGAAAAAACAGAAAUUCCAUACAAAAUUCAUCCAACUGGAUUUUUAUUAGCGCCAUUGAACGGAAUUCAUCUUAAAUUUUCAAAAUUGUAG
This is a messenger RNA of Cotesia congregata, 1529 nucleotides long. Lineage: Eukaryota; Metazoa; Arthropoda; Insecta; Hymenoptera; Braconidae. The record is from the annotation of a GenBank genome assembly.